Phialemonium atrogriseum is the source of this 1272-nucleotide messenger RNA. Its product is annotated as Fructosamine kinase-domain-containing protein. NCBI's taxonomy places the organism in Eukaryota, Fungi, Ascomycota, Sordariomycetes, Cephalothecales, Cephalothecaceae. Bases 139 to 840 code for a protein of 233 amino acids. The record is from RefSeq and is a predicted model, not a curated record. The transcript is spliced from 2 exons.
GACCGAGGCGGGAGACCGACCGAGGCGGGAGACCGACCCCUAGAGAAGACCCAGGAGAGAAAGACCCAAGCAGCGAGAAAGAGAGAGUUGUGUGAGGAGGAGGAUUUAUACGAAACCGUGCGGCGGCGCUGCCUUGUUAUGGAGUUCGUGGUCAUAAGCAAGACUCUGCCGUGCGCCCAGGACCUGUGUGCCCGCAUUGCUGCAAUUCACCGAGGCAGUGUCUCACCGGAGGAGGGUUGUUUUGGGUUUCCGACUCCCAGUUACCUUGGCGGGUUUUCGCUUCCAACCCAAUGGGAGCGUAGCUGGGCCACACUUUUCGCAAGAAUGCUACAGCGCCUGUGCGAGUUCGAAUCCGAGCUUCAUGGGCCGUGGCUGAAGGACGAAGAUAGCUUCCGGACUCUCCUCUCCCAGACAGUACCGCACCUUCUCUCACCUCUCCAGAGGGGUGACCGGCCCAUCAAACCGUGUCUUGUGCAUGGCAAUUUGUCGGCCGACCACAUUGGGGUUAAUAUGGCUACCGGAGAGCCAGUUGUCUUCAGUCCUUCCCCACUCUAUGCUCAUAAUGAGUAUGAGUUGGGCAUGUGGCGACGAAAGAUUGGAAUGUUUACCCGGUCCUAUUUUGAAGAGUACCAGAAACACAUUCCCCCGUCUGACCCGGUAGAGCAGUGGGACGACCGCAUCCGCCUCUACAGUAUUCACUUCAAUUUGGCCUGCGUUCUUACUACGCCAAGAGUCCCUGAUGUUCAAAGACAAAUCCUUGAGGACAUUCACUAUUUGAACGAGAAAUUUCCCCCGAAAGAUAUUGACGGGCUACCUUCAGCCGGGCAGUCGCGGCGUUGAGACAACGGCGGGACGUGCGGAAAAGGGGAUGGUAUUGGUAAAGCGAGUAGAUAUAACUUAGUAUGUUCCACUGCAUGCCUUCUUGUGUCUCAUAAUUCCACGCGCCCCCUCCAGGCCAAUGAGAUGUAAGAAUAUUUUUUUAGCUCUCUGCGAGCUUAGAAAUCCCAGGACUUCAUACAAACCUGUGUACGGCCACCGUAGGAAUUUCUACCGAAGUCCGCGGCAGACGUCCGAAGGCACUGUUAGAUUUGCCCGAGACAAAUGGUUGAGACAUGGCCCCAAACGAAGCCGGUGAGCCUCAAUGCAGGGACAAGGGGCUGAAUGAUUCCAUACUUCCCACCGGCCAGUUUAAUGACACCGAAGGGGGGAAAUAUUUGAUCAGUGCGCGUAAAGGCUGAUGUUCGAGGUAGUAAAUAAUUGGCCAGAUUGAAC